AGACAUUUCAUCAAAAUAAAAAAGAGAUGAAUUGUAGGCGAAUAAUUUCAGAAUUUCUGAAUUUGCGCGGAUUUUAUCUUUUUACAUACCGAAGAGUUGGCGAUUGUACAAUCAAUUGUGGAACUUGUCUCUGUCUCCGCCAAAUAUUUUGUCUGCUACCAAAAUGCAUGUACCGAGACACAACUUCCAGAGUAACUGAAAUAAAUCUACGAUAUUUUGUCAUCCGUACACGAUUAUGCAUAGCAGAGUCGCUACCUUACCGUCACAAGAAGACUAACAAACACUUGUUCGUUUUUCAUUGGAAAAAUAAUAGGAUUGGCCAAAUGCAAGUCGUCAUUGUGCAUUUUUGGAGGCACCAACAAAAACAGUAACAUGAUAGCUCGAGUUACCUAAUAACUGUGCGACCAGUUGCUGAGUAUUCUUGUGUCUAUUCAAAUUCUCCACAUAAUAAACUAAAAAAUCAUGGAACAAAUAGGCAGUAAGAGUAAUCACCUGGAGAUGAAAAAAGAUCUGAAAGAAAUAUUUUUCGCUGGAUUAAACUCAGUGAAACCUCACGUGUUAAUUCAGAAUAAAAUUCGAGUGAGUGGAAACAAUUUAUUAGUAGAAAACAAGACUUACGCAUUAGGUACGAAUGUCUAUUUAAUUGGUUUCGGGAAAGCAGUGAUGGGAAUGGCUAUCGAGAUGGAGAAAUUGCUGGGAAAAAGAAUAACUAAAGGAAUCAUUAGCAUCCCUCGGGGCUCCAUAAAUCAACAAUUAGAGGGAAUUAAUUUGUCAUAUUUUAAGUCGACAGGUGUUGUAGAUUAUCGGGAAAAUUGUGUAAAUAAUACAGCAGAUGAGGAAACCCUAAAAAUCACUCGAGAAAUGAUGGAUUUAGUAGCGUCUUUUGAUGAAAAUGAUACUUUAAUCAUCUUAGUAUCAGGCGGAAGUUCCGCUCUUCUCUCAAUGCCCCCUCCCUCCAUAACUCUGGAUAUGAAAAAUCAAUUCUGGAAAAAAUUACAGAACUGUGGAGCUAGUAUUAAAGAAGUUAAUAUUAUUAGAGAAAAAUUGUCAAAGGUUAAAGGAGGAAAAUUUGUAGAAUUAGCUCACCCAGCCACUGUCAUCAGUCUCGUCCUAUCAGAUAUAAUUGGGGACCCACUGGAGCUAAUUGGUGGGGGCCCAACAUUUUGUGCCUCAAGAAAUCCCUCCGAAGUCUUCCAAAUAAUUGAUAAGUAUAAUAUAAAAAACAUCGACACUGAAAUAAUAAAAUUAUUAAACAGUAAUGAUACUCGUGAUAAAAAUAAAUUUAAUAAUGUGAAUAACUUCGUUAUUGGUAAUAAUUCGUGUGCGAUAAAUGCAGCACGAGGUGAAGCAAUGAAAAAAAAUUUCAAAGUGAUUUAUCUGUUCAACGAUGUUGAGGGACUCGUGAAAAAUGUCAGUAAAAUGUACGUCAAACUCGUCCACAUUUUUUGUAAAAUUUUGGAUAAUUCAAUAACGAAAAAAGAGUUUACAGACUGUGUCAAAAAUUCUGAAGGUCUAGAAACGAUAUGCGAAAAAGUUGAUGCAAUUUUUUCGAUUUUGGAAGAGCACAGCGAGACUAAUGAUAAAAGACUAGUGCUGAUAGGCGCUGGUGAGCCAUCGGUUGUCGUCACAGGAACAGGAAAGGGUGGAAGAAAUCAGGAAUUAGCUCUGCAAUUCUCCCUGGAUUGGGCCCAGGAGACAGAAACAAGUCCCAAGUUGAAGAAAUUUGAUGUUCUACUCUUAAGUGCUGGGACUGAUGGACAGGAUGGACCGACUGAUGCUGAUGGAGCCUUUGGUCGUGCUGAUAUUGCAAAAAACGAGAAAAGUAAGGAUUAUUUAAUGAAUAAUGAUGCUUACAAUUUUUAUUCGGAUUUUGAGGAUGGAGGGGACUUGCUGAAGACAGGAUUUACGGGAACUAACGUGAUGGAUCUUCACUUGAUUUAUAUUAAGACGAAAUAGUUAUGCCCAUCACUACAACGGAAAGUGUCCAAUGAAGGAAAAUCGUUACAAUGUUAGUAAAAAUUGUCUUUAUCAAUAAGGAGUAGAUUUAUAUUGAGUAAUUAACAAAUUCUUCCGAUUAAUAAAAUUAACUUUCAUUCAUAGAAAUAAUAGUGCAAGUAAAAUUUGGAAAAAAUGAUUGAUCUUUAGAUGCAGUCAUUUAUAAAUAAAUAAUUUAAAGAGUGACAUCAACUCAGGAAUUUUAAGGAAAUCUGUCGGCUAAAAUAUUUUUGACAAUAGAGAUUAGUCACGCUUAGCUCAUCAUGGAUUUUUGAAAUAGCUUUUCUUAAUGUUUCAUUAUGGAAAAAAUGACAGAUGAAGAAACUAUGCACACGAAAUGAAUGAUUAAUUGUAGUACUAGAGUUAGUGAAAUUAGAAUUAAUUAUUAGUCGAGUUAAUUAUGCAUUUAUCCACUGCACGUAAACAAAUUAUACUAUAC
Fopius arisanus is the source of this 2434-nucleotide messenger RNA. Its product is annotated as glycerate kinase-like. Gene Ontology annotation, biological process: protein phosphorylation. NCBI's taxonomy places the organism in Eukaryota, Metazoa, Arthropoda, Insecta, Hymenoptera, Braconidae. The coding region runs from base 463 to 1956 and encodes 497 amino acids. The record is from RefSeq and is a predicted model, not a curated record. Gene Ontology annotation, molecular function: glycerate kinase activity. The transcript has a single exon. Gene Ontology annotation, cellular component: cytoplasm.